AUGGAGCUUCGUUACAUCCAAAGCGUAAGGGCUGCCUUCAACCCUGCCUACACCCAACUGGCGACGGACGGGCUAUACCUUGCCUUGCCUCAUACACGCUGCUCUGUCGGCGUCUGGAGUCUGCAACACCUGGCUUACAAGCCCCUUGAACUGGAGGGUCACAGAAAAAUAUUGACAAGUAUCUCCUUGGGAAGUAGGAGUUCCCCAAAAUUACUAUGUUCAGCUGCAGAGGACUAUGUGAUAGUAUGGAACCUGCUGCAGGCAAGGCAAAUGGUGGACAAAGGUGUACAGAUCCGUGGUCAGAUUAUAGGUACAUCUCUUGGACACAUCCACUACUGCUCCUUCAGUCCUGAUGAUACACUGGUGGCCGCUUGUUGUGGAUCAGAGGUCAUCAUCUUAGACACCAGUACAGAGCGACAGGUAGCAACUCUCGAGGGUCACACAAGUAAACUGACCAGUGCUGAAUUCUGUCCACACUAUUCUGCAACAUUGGUCACCAUUUCAGAGGACAGGACAUUCAAGGUGUGGAAUAUAGAAGAUUUUAGUUUGGUUUAUCAGUCACCAAUCCUUACCGCUUCUCCUUUCAUCAGCAUGGCCAUGAAUUUCUCCCAGCCACAGGUUGCUAUAGGAACAGCUGAUGGUCAGGUACGAGUUUUUGAUUUGACUGAUGGAAAGGGGUUUAGGCAACUGCAUCAAAUUGAUGUCACAAAACUUGUGAGGAAACAAAAAUCUGCCCAACAGACUAGUUCACCCUCACCUACAGGCCCAGUGACCAUCAGUAGUAAACCUACAUGGAAGAGAAUUGACCAGAAUGAGAUGUUGCCAACUGGUGAUCAGAAUGUCGAAGAUGAAGCUGAGACAGGCUGCUCAGUUCUGGGCCUUUACUUCACAUACUUGCCACAAAGUGGUGAUGUAGAGGAAAAUUCAUCAAAACCUGUGUUCUUACAACACAACAGCACAGUAGUAAAGGAACUUCUGAGCACCAGUCCUAUGCUGGUGGUGGGGACUACAGGUGCCCUUUUUCAGAUCAAUGCCAAGACACUGGAUGUUUGUAAAUUUUGGGAUCUGCAAGAUCCUGUACAGAUUGAUAACGGCCUUGUUACAGAAAAUAUGUCCAUAAAUGCCGCAGGGGCCAUCUACAUUUCCCAGAGUGCUAAUACACAAAAGCUGUGGUGUAUUGUCUGUGGUCAUUUUCAAAACACAGUCCAUAUUUUGGAAUGGUGCCAUGGAUCAGCUAUAGACAAGGUGACCUCUGACCUUGGCAACAUUGAGGUUGAUGAUCAAGAUUCUAACUUACCCUCAUGGGCAAAGGACAGUGUGGACACCAGGGAUUUGAUUGCUCAGGCCCAGAAAGCAGAUGAACUUACUGUCCUCUCCAAUGUUGCAUUAGCUGAUAACUCCCCGCUCAGAUCUGAGCUUGUCUUUAAACAGAAGGAGGACACCAGGACAAAGAAACAGAAAGGUUAUCUGACCCCUAACAAGAAGUCUGGACAACGUAUUGAAGACCAGCCAUUGACAUUCAAAACCAGUGUCAAAUCCUCGGGAUACACUGCCACUCCAAGGAAUACAAUGUUUAAACCAAGAACAGACUUCUCUAGUAGUGCUUCAGGAGCCAGACGACUGCCAAAGUCAGCUUCAUCUGGAUCUGUUGUUGGGAAGGUGAACCAGAAACAAUACCCUACUGACUGUGCUCCACCAGCAUUGUUACACACCAAGUUGAAUGUCGCUGAACGCCCAACACCAAUCCACAGUGUUAAAUUUUCUGAUGAUGGACAAUGUCUGGCAUGUGGAUUGGCCAACAAGUCAGCACAGAUGUUUUCCAUGCCCUUGACGGGUAAAGGCUCCAGCUUUGUAGGUCAUGACCACACUGUGUCUUGUGUAAACUGGAGUCACGAUGGUAACUGGUUGAUCAGUUCGUCAGAUGACAGGACAGCCUGUGUAUGGGGGAAGGGACGGGCUGAGCCCCUUAUGACCUUCACAACAACAGUCAAUAACUUCUCUGUUGACAAGGAAGGAGCUCAGCCACAGAAAGUCAGCAAGGAGAACCCUCUAUUCCCCAGGGAGGUGAAGUUUGGUCGGUUCUACUACAUGGACAAGUUUAUCCUCCUCACCUCAGGAAGUACAAUGUUUAUGUACAAGUAUCACCUGGAUCUCACCAAACAGGAUAUCAAAAGAUACCUGAGUAAGAGUAGAUACAAGUUGGUGACAAGUUUUAGUCUGGAGGCACAACAGAUCACAGCACUGUCAGCAGUCAAUGGUUUCUAUUCCUAUCUGGUGUUGUGUGCUGGGACUAACAAAAGUGUAGAGAUCAGAGAUAUGAAUGUUGAUCAAACGGUGCGAACAAUGAGUGAUGUCCACACAAAGCCAGCUCACACAAUCUGUCAGAAUGAGGGAUCUACCUUUACUUCCCAUCCUCCAGAUGCAUAUGACCUGUUUGUGACGGCCGCUGUAGGAGAUUGUAUUAAACUGUGGGACAUGCGAACCAACAGAUGUGUGAGGAGGUAUGAAGGUCACCUUAACAGAGUAUAUCCAUGUGGUGUGGAUCUCAGUCCUUGUGGACGUUACUUAGCAACUGGUUCUGAAGAUAGAUCAACAUACAUCUAUGACAUAAGAACUGGGACAUAUUGUCACAAGCUGACUGACCAUACAGAUGUGGUUUCUGAUGUUGCCUUUCACCCUAAAUAUCCACAGCUCCUCUCAUGUUCUUUGGCUGGGAAGUUGGUGCUUUAUUCAGACAAGAUAUCCAGCUGA
Molecule: messenger RNA, 2751 nt
Organism: Ylistrum balloti
Lineage: Eukaryota; Metazoa; Mollusca; Bivalvia; Pectinida; Pectinidae
Product: WD repeat-containing protein 27-like
Exons: 23
Coding region: 1-2751 (916 amino acids)
Molecular function (GO): protein binding
Source: RefSeq, a predicted model, not a curated record